Messenger RNA from Pantherophis guttatus, 1118 nucleotides. It is a transcript of the gene QRFP, whose product is annotated as pyroglutamylated RFamide peptide. Lineage: Eukaryota; Metazoa; Chordata; Lepidosauria; Squamata; Colubridae. Gene Ontology annotation, molecular function: neuropeptide hormone activity; orexigenic neuropeptide QRFP receptor binding. Gene Ontology annotation, biological process: behavior; neuropeptide signaling pathway. The record is from RefSeq and is a predicted model, not a curated record.
GUCUGAAUUCCGAAGAAACAAAAAUAUGAAGUUCCCCAACCACCUCUCCUGCCUUCUCCUGCUGAGUUUUGGGACCUCUCUCCCUGCCGCCGACCUCCAAGCCCCAAAACACCCUGGAGAAGAAUUCCAAGGGCUCCCAAAUGAACCAGGCUUUGGGGAGGACGGAGGUGUGAAGUGGCGGCGUUCGCCCGUCGAUCUGAACCCCCUUUUCAGCAUCGCCAAAGAGCUUCAGAGCUUCGGGAAAGAGAAAGCGGGGAUCCAAUUCCGAUUUGGGAGGCAGGACACGGACGAGAAUCUCAACGCCGUCACGGAUCUACUGAAAGAAGACGGUGAGAAAGAAGCCAAAAAUUUGGGGACCCUCACAGAACGACGGAAUGGCUACUACGAUGGGAAGAUCUGGUUUGGGAGGCGGAAACGAGAAGUGCUUCGUGCCAAAGGUAGCUUUCCUGGAGCUCCAAAGCUGACAGGAUCCAUUUGAUGUGAUCCUGUACACAAUCCAUUUGCAAUGCUUGAUGUGCUCCUAAAUCCGUCGCCCAUUUCUCAACCUCUCCGCAGUCUCCAGGGAUCUGAAAGUUUCCAAUUGGUUCUUUCUUGUUUCUUAACCUCUCCUCUCCAAAAUGAAGUUGGUGUCAUAUCUAAAGGGGUGUCACCAAGAAGAGGGGGUCCACCUGUUCUCCAAAGAACCUGAAGGCAGGACAAGAAGCCACGGGUGGAAACUAAUCGAAGAGAGAAGCAACCUAGAACUAAGGAGAACUUUUCAAAUUUCCUAACAGUGAUAACAAUUGCUCAGUGGAACCGCUUGCCACCAGAAGUUGUGAGUACUCCAUCACUGGAGGUUUGCAAGAAGAGACUGGACAACCAUUUGUCUGAAAUGUUGUAGGGUCUCCUGCUUGAGUGGAGGGUUGGACUAGAAGACCUCCAAGGUCCCUUCCAACUCUGAUAUCCUGUUAUUCAGAAGAGCAUGAGAUAGAUCCAAGCUAACUGCCACCAAUCAAUUUUUCUCCAGUUCCUUUGAAAGACCCAAGGCCAUUUGGACCAUCCAAGGUGGACUUUUGCUUGCCAGGUGCUGUACUUGGUGGGAGACAAUGCAGCAGCACCUGCCAUUUUCACCUCUUCAG